Doryrhamphus excisus (bluestripe pipefish) is the source of this 3289-nucleotide messenger RNA. Its product is annotated as hyccin 2. Gene Ontology annotation, biological process: phosphatidylinositol phosphate biosynthetic process; protein localization to plasma membrane. Gene Ontology annotation, cellular component: plasma membrane. NCBI's taxonomy places the organism in Eukaryota, Metazoa, Chordata, Actinopteri, Syngnathiformes, Syngnathidae. The record is from RefSeq and is a predicted model, not a curated record.
AGAACCUGCCCGGAUCUCAACGUCCUCUCCACCUCGUCCCUGCUGCAACCAAACACCAGUCUCAGGAUGUCGUAUCUUCUCAAAUGCACCAGGAGCUCUGCCAGAAACUGUCCACCUUUGUCGUAGCUCAUGGCUUUGGACUUGAGUGUCUCCUUCAAACAAGUCGCUGUAUUGUUUGUCUCCGAGGUUCCACACAAGUAGAACACCGUCUUGCGUUCGUCGCUACCGAGAGCCUCCGAUAUUUCAUGAAUUGUCUGAAGCAUUUGCUUAUCUGGGACAGCCAUUCGCGCAGCCAUUCUUAUGCUUGUUGUAGCAUAGGAGUUUCCAUUAGCUAUCAUGGAAACGAAAACAGAUCAUCGUGAUGGCUUUUAAGUGCUGUAAAGUGAACAUAAAGUAAUCUUAUAAGUGAGCUAAACUUGCCUUGUGACGCUACUAAUGUCGGCAUAUACUGAAACUUCCGUGAAACUUCCCAUCGUGUUGGAAAUUACGUAAUUGUCUGUGAAUAGUUAUAAAAGUGAAAGCUAAAAGCUGGUACUUCAUGGAAGGGGACGGGAGCUUUCAACUCAUAGUACUAGUACUAGCAUAGUACGUUGAUUUACGUGUUAACUGAUAACAUGUUAGCUAGACGACAUUUUAAUGUCCGACAUACAACUCUAUAAUUCAUUAAAAAAACUAUAUAAAGGGCUAAAAGGCACGACUACUAUUAUACUAAAAUAACACCUGUGCUCAAAUUACUUUGUAUCGGAUAUUGUAAUAUCGCAGACGUUUCUCAACCAGCUUUAUAGUAGAGUUUUUUUAAUUACCAUUUAUUAGCAUCCAUUGCCUUUCUGCUACUUUGAACUGCGUCGUGAUCGCUGUGUCAUGUGCUGUCCGAUGUUCAUGAACGCAUCUCGUUCCUCCCCCUUGCCCGACCAAAGCGCGAGGACUUCCGCUCUGCUCAGCCAAUCGGGUGGCGUGGUGCUUCAUCAACCAUUGCAGUGCAUACGGAGGCGCUCCUCGCUGUCUGUCACAGGCAUCGGCGUUGCUCGACCCGGGUGACCGCCUUCACCAAACACCAUCUUCCCCCCUCCUCUCGCCGCACUUCCACCGUGGCUAUAAGCUUCACUUAAGGUGACCAUCAACAAUGUGUGACGCUGUCCAAACCCAUUCGCCUCUCCCUCUGGAGGCCUGAGUUGUGGGACACUGAGGCAGCCGAGGAGUGUCUCUGAGGAAGAUGCUGGGUUUCGAGCGCAGUGUCGUCGAAGAAUGGCUCUCAGAAUUCAAGUCCUUACCAGAAACCCACAUCUCAAGUUAUGCAGACAGCCUCCAUCUGAAGAAGUCCUUGGUACCAGCAUUGUACAGUGUGAUCCAGGAGCCAAGCAACGAGCUGUUGGAGCCCGUGUGCCACCAGCUGUUCGAGCUGUACCGCAGCUCGGAGGACCGCCUGCGACGCUUCACCCUGCAGUUUCUGCCUGAGCUGGUGUGGGUGUAUCUGCGAGUCACGGCCAGCAGAGAUCGGCAGAGCAAUGGCUGCAUCGAGGCACUCCUCCUGGGCAUCUAUAACCUGGAGAUUGUGGACAAAGACGGCAAUGGCAAGCUCCUCUCUUUCACCAUCCCUUCAUUAUCCAAACCAUCCAUUUACCACGAGCCUUCGAGCCUCGGCUCCAUGGCAUUGACAGAGGGAGCUCUGUGUCAACAUGACCUGAUCCGAGUGGUAUACAGCGGCCUCCAUCCUCAGAGAGAGACCUUCACAGCUCAGAACAGGUUUGAGGUGCUGUGUUUCCUCAUGCUGUGCUACAACGCGGCUGUGGUCUACAUGCCGCUGUCCUCCUACCAGUCAGCCUGCAGAAUGAGCUCACGGUUGUGCGUAUGUGGCUUCCCCCGGCAGCAGCAGAAGCUCUGGAGGGAACCUUGUAACCGCGUGCUCUUGGACCCUGAGUUCAUGGUGCAAAUGCUGACUGCUGUGUAUCACGCCAUAUACAAUGGCGAGUGGGACAUGGGGCGGGAGGCUCUGGAAGACAUUCUGUAUCGAGCCCAGCUAGAACUCUACUCCCAGCCUCUCCUGUUGGGGAACGCCAUGAAGAACUCGCUGCCAGACAGCGCUCCCAACGAGCCGCAGGGCCGUAAAGUGCUGCAGGUGGAGGUGACGCCGACCAUUAGCCGCAUCUCCAUAUCGGCCAUCACGACCGCUUCCAUUCGACGCCACCGCUGGAAGAGAGAAGAUUGUUUUGACUACUCGAAUGAUGCCGACUUGAGCCUCACCGUCACUCGUCCUAACCGCCAAACCCCAACAGCGAAAGAGCAGAGAGAAGGCGGACCUCGCAGUCACCAUCAUCAUCAUCAUCACCACAACAACAACAGCAGCAGCAGCAGCAUCAGCAUCAUUCCCCCCAUCACACUUGAGGAUGCCGAUGGAAUGAGCGGCGGCGAGGAUUCUUUCAACGUGAACGAACCGGAUGAGGGCUUCUCCUCCGGGGCGUCCAACAGCAGCCAGCCCAGCGGGACCAGAGCGGGCGGCGGCGGGGGCCCGAGGGCCGGCAGCCUGAGCAGCAGCAGCGGCGGCAGCAACAUCAAGAAAGCCAUCACAGCUCGACUGUCCCGGGAGAAGGACCGAGACAGACCCGAGUCUCAGAACGUGUCAGCCGGGGCGACUCGGCAGAGGAAACCGUCCCCGCCGGCCAGCAUCGAACUGGACGCAAUUCAACUGAGUCCCAUCAAGAAGCACCUGAGUUUCCCGGCGGGACCCCCUCUGGUACGGACCGGCAGCACCUCCUCCAGCAAGUCUUUCGACUGCAUGACCUUCAGCCUGAACGGGGGCAGAGAGGACCAAGAGGGCGGCGCAGGAGGCUCAGACCGGGAACGGGGGCGUCCUGCAGGUUCUCACCGCCACUCCACCAUCAGCUUGCAGGAGGCCCACCUGCUCAGGCCGGAGGAGGCCCAAGACCUGCUGUCCCCGGGAGCCCCCCUCACCAAGCAGUCCCGAUCCCCCAGCUUCAACAUGCAGAUCAUAUCGCAGGUUUAAGACUUGCCGCCAUUUUGGGUGUCACUCAACUUAGCAUCUUUGUUCCAAAAUCAGUACAAAAUGGCCGCCGCAGGUCCAAAUCCCGUUUCUGAAGCACCCAUCACAUCCCUCACUUGAGCAUUCCAGGCUCCUUAAACACAGGAACGUCCUCACGGAUGCUAGGCUAGGUCGUCGUGGUUCCAUGACAUUUCACCCGCGGUUUGAUUCCCUGACUUGAAUCAGUCGUCUCAGCAAUAACGCUCACGCGGAAAAGCGUUCUUGCUCUUCAUUUCCCUCCUUUAUCUCCCC